Molecule: messenger RNA, 777 nt
Organism: Megalobrama amblycephala (Wuchang bream)
Lineage: Eukaryota; Metazoa; Chordata; Actinopteri; Cypriniformes; Xenocyprididae
Gene: acp1
Product: acid phosphatase 1
Exons: 6
Coding region: 48-524 (158 amino acids)
Biological process (GO): protein dephosphorylation
Cellular component (GO): cytoplasm
Molecular function (GO): non-membrane spanning protein tyrosine phosphatase activity; acid phosphatase activity
Source: RefSeq, a predicted model, not a curated record
GCGGAAUUUCGGCUAACCUUCAACGGGGACCUUUGAUAGUAACCAAUAUGGCGGCUCCCGGUGGAAGUUCGGUGUUAUUCGUGUGCUUGGGGAAUAUUUGCAGAUCCCCAAUCGCUGAGGCUGUUUUCAGGAAGAUGGCCACAGACAGCGGGGUAGUGGACAAGUGGAGAAUAGACAGUGCCGCCACGUCCACCUAUGAGAUUGGAAACCCCCCGGAUCACCGCGGCCAGGCCUGCAUGAAGAGACAUGGCGUGUCCAUGAGGCACGUGGCGCGGCAGGUCACCAAAGAUGACUUCAUGACUUUUGAUCACAUCCUCUGCAUGGACGAAAGCAACUUGAGAGAUCUGAACAAGAAGGCCAACAGCAUAAAAAACAGCAAAGCCAAGAUUGAGCUGCUCGGCUCCUACGAUCCUGAAAAACAGCUUAUUAUCCAAGAUCCGUACUAUGGGAGUGAUAAAGACUUUGAGACGGUGUAUGAACAGUGUGUGAGGUGCUGCAAAGCCUUCCUGGAGCAGCACUCAUAACAAACGACCAACUCCUGAAACCUGCAACACCUCAUCAUGUGACAGUCAAAUAUAAAUAUCUGAUUGAAACAACAGAGUCUUCAUAAGUAAACCAAUUGAUAGCAACGUAUAGAGAAGCACUUUGUCUUAAAUGUAAAAUAAGUUGUAAUGAAAUGUCAUAGGAUGCUGUCUGUGCAGUGGUAAACUGCUUUUGUUGACCAUGCCCUCUGAAGAGAGGAAAUUCACUGAAAUAAACCAGCUAAAAAUGUUGAAA